AUUUGGUUUAUUCACCAAUUCGAUCAGCAAUGACUUCUUCAAGAUUCAUCAAGUGUGUGACCGUAGGUGACGGGGCGGUUGGAAAGACAUGUAUGCUCAUUUCAUACACCAGCAACACGUUUCCAACUGAUUACGUUCCUACCGUAUUUGACAACUUUAGUGCCAAUGUGGUGGUGGGCGAGAGGACGGUUAAUCUUGGGCUUUGGGAUACUGCAGGGCAGGAGGAUUACAACAGAUUGCGGCCUCUAAGCUAUAGGGGUGCUGAUGUCUUUGUGUUAGCUUUCUCUCUAAUAAGCAAAGCCAGUUAUGAAAACAUAUCCAAGAAGUGGAUAUCCGAGCUAAGAAACUAUGCCCCAACUGUGCCCAUUGUGUUGGUCGGAACCAAGCUAGAUUUGCGUGAUGACAAGCAGUAUCUGAGUGAUCAUCCAAAUGCCAUACCGAUCACAACUUCUCAAGGGGAAGAACUCAAGAAGACAAUAGGUGCAUCCGUUUACAUAGAAUGCAGUUCGAAGACUCAACAGAAUGUGAAGGCUGUGUUCGAUGCUGCAAUUAGAAUUGUUCUUCAACCAACGAAAUCGAAGAAGAAGAGAAAGAAGCUACGAUUAUGCAUUUAUUUGUAGACCCAUUACAAGUAAUAAAUAAAAAGUUUAUUUUUCAUAUGAAUUCCUGUUUGUAAUAGGAAUUAUUAUGUUUACAUAUUUUUUGGUUGCUAAUUGUGUAAGACAACGAAUAUAGUUAUUUAAAUGUAGAAGUAUGAAAACUUUAUUUUACUUUUUGUUUGA
Erigeron canadensis is the source of this 782-nucleotide messenger RNA. RefSeq names its product rac-like GTP-binding protein RAC2. The transcript has 7 exons. Gene Ontology annotation, cellular component: cytoskeleton; nucleus; plasma membrane. Gene Ontology annotation, molecular function: GTPase activity; protein kinase binding; GTP binding. Gene Ontology annotation, biological process: regulation of cell shape; regulation of actin cytoskeleton organization; actin filament organization. NCBI's taxonomy places the organism in Eukaryota, Viridiplantae, Streptophyta, Magnoliopsida, Asterales, Asteraceae. The record is from RefSeq and is a predicted model, not a curated record. The coding region runs from base 30 to 620 and encodes 196 amino acids.